AUGUUCCUCGCAUGGUUUGUGCUGGAUGCUUGUUUUCGUCAAGACUACGAUGACGCCGACCAUUACAUGAAAAUGCUACAGGACGUUGUUGUUCGCGACACAACUACAUCCGUCGAAGGUCCGGCUUCUUUCGAAAAACCAGCUUCCCGUCGCACCAGUGAAAUUACCAGUUCAAGCACUCUAUCGGCGCCGGUUUUGAUGCCCGAAACUUACGCUGUACCGGCGGACCGGAUUGACGCUGAAUUGUCCAAUCCGCACUCACAAGAUCGUAUACCGAUGGGGACCUUGCCUCAUAUUUGGGGACAAUCCCUCUACAUUCUGGCGAGUAUUAUAUACGAAAACAUACUCUUGCCCGGUGAAAUUGAUCCUUUAGGUCGGCGACUGGUAACAGACAAAUUUCGAUCUCAUUUGAAUCCGUUCAACCUUGGAUUUCUUGGGAAUUGGCGUCGGUUUUAUUGCGCACCGCAGUUUCCUCCCCACCCAGAUGACGUUAACAAGCGGAGGCUUAAGCGCCGGCGAGCGCGUACAUCCUGGUUCAGACAUGGAGGACGUUCCAAAGAACAACACGAUUUACUCCCCAAGUCCGCACUCAAGCCUUUCUUUUCUGGAGCCGAUGCUGACCACUUAACUCAGGUGACUUCGCACGAGAGUGCUGUAUACUCUCAGCCCAAUCGCGUGCAGACUCCUCAUCCGGAACCAGAGCAUACCAUAUUUGGGCGAAUCGAGCCCCGGCGACCAUUAGCAAAUGAAUUUUCUGGCAUCGAUUCAUCUUACCCUUUCGAGUCCAGACAUACCUACCGACCUGUGCAAAACGGAGCUCUUCCUGGUGUUACGAUACCCAGUGUUCACACAGUCACGACUUCUGUUGGCAACACAGUUCCCACUUCGGCUGUGCUUUUUUCACCUUUGAUCGCGUCGCAAUCGGCUGUUUCGAAUGCCACCCGGGGUGCCGGCGAUACCGCUAGCAUUAGUUUAUCCGGUGGCAGCGAAGAUGCCGCGUCAAUGAAGACAUUGGACCACCUUAUCGGUGUGACUAGACACCAUGCCGCCACCACUAACAGCAGCCUCGCAGGAGGCAUUGGUACCGGUGUCGUGGCCGCUGUGGAUGUCAUCCACGAGAAUGGUGAAUAUGCCCACCCUCCCACAUUGCCUGUUCUGGGUCCCACCAGCUCUGGGUAUCACAACUAUCCUAAUUCAACUCGUUUCAACUCCCUUACGAACGGCCACUCAGAGGCAUCACUUGGGCGAGGAGCGGACUCUGUGAGUCAGAGUUUUUAUCAGCAUAACCCACAUCGGUCGCCGUCUUCUGGAGGUGGUGCACACACCCUACCGAUCGAAAGUGGGUCAUACUGCAACUUUCUAGAGGAAAGUACGGUUGGUGUCAGCUUCGCUGCAACUCCCUUCGAUGGAUUCUCCAAUUUUCACAACUCAACUUCCAUUGCGGGUGCAGCCAUCAGUAAUCACUUGCCUGUGACCGGUCCCUCCUCAUCGGACUCGCAUGAUCCGAACGCCAAUCGAACUAACCUUGACAUCACUCAUCCGCGCACCUUCAUGGAUGGACCUUCGCCAUCAAUACCCAGCUCUUUUCAGGGUGUACGCAAUUCGCGUUUAUUGCUAGCCUCUAAUGAUGAUCCAGACACCCUACAGUUGGGUCUGAGCUUUCAGCUACCAGAACGAAUGGCCCCGCAUGCCUCCCAAGAGACUUUGAGUGCCACCGCGUCACUAAUUUCAGUCUUCCACGGACCUCCAUCAACCCCUAACAGCCUUCAGCAGACUUUUCCAGAGCUCGCCUAAGUUUUCUUUCUAUCCUGGUGAUGAACCGAACCCCUGCCACACUGCGCUCCACUGGGACCGUGGUUUCUCCAAGCGCCAGCAGCCUGGUCAUUUAACUUCGGGGGAUUCAUGGUUCAGUUUCCAUCGUAUUAUUCAGCGAGCCGUUCGCUCCUUGGAUGUCAAACUGAUUGUCGCACAAAAACCAGUUGACUACGGAUAUGUGUGCAAAGUUCAUCACGUUUUGUGUUCCUCUUUUAAUCGGAGCCUUAGAUUGAUUGGCCUUCUCUCUGCCAUGCAUCAGGCUCCCUGCCACUUGCUAAUUCCUUCCAUUUGUGGCCCAUGUUUUAUCCAACUAAAUACUUGUACUGAUUUUGAUAGAACCCACUUCAUACGUUUGGCUCAUUUGGCCUUUGCAUUCCACAUACUUUGAUGUGUGCUCGUCCUGUCAUGGGCUUGCGUUGCCCGCCUGCCGCUUCCAGAUCCCUCCCGUCAUUUAUUAUAUCAUGUCCCCUACAAUUCCCCAUAGGCAUAUAUCACCCAUUGUAAAUUAUCACCUUUAUGAAUGAAUGACCUCCGUUUGUUACCUUGAAACCAAUCCCGUUCGCGUACCGUUGCUCCUUUUUCACUUUAAUUUGCCUCAAAAUUUCCAGAGCC
Dicrocoelium dendriticum is the source of this 2427-nucleotide messenger RNA. The record is from the annotation of a GenBank genome assembly. Lineage: Eukaryota; Metazoa; Platyhelminthes; Trematoda; Plagiorchiida; Dicrocoeliidae.